This is a messenger RNA of Sinocyclocheilus anshuiensis, 4901 nucleotides long. RefSeq names its product leucine zipper-EF-hand containing transmembrane protein 1 (gene letm1). NCBI's taxonomy places the organism in Eukaryota, Metazoa, Chordata, Actinopteri, Cypriniformes, Cyprinidae. Gene Ontology annotation, biological process: intracellular monoatomic cation homeostasis. Gene Ontology annotation, cellular component: mitochondrial inner membrane. The coding region runs from base 217 to 2571 and encodes 784 amino acids. Gene Ontology annotation, molecular function: ribosome binding; calcium ion binding. The record is from RefSeq and is a predicted model, not a curated record. The transcript has 16 exons.
AACCCACAGGAAGACGGAAGCAAAUGCCGAACGCUUGCAAACUCAUCGCUUGAAUCACUGAGGAGGGUACAAGGGCAUGAGCCAAGAGCUCGGGACUAUGACUUCUGUGGAUAGCUCAUAAACCCGUCAGUGUGUUACCUCUUUACGUCCACUCAGCCUUACUGUAAAUCUUACAUAAACGCUUGACGCCUUUUCAUCCACACAGACGGGAACAGAAUGGCAUCGAUUUUGCUCACCAGAUCUCGGACUCCUUUACUGAAAACAUCUAGGUCAUUAAAGAACGAAUUCAGAAAAGGAAAGUUAUCAGAAAGCACAUGCUUUAACUGCACUGCACUGCGGUUAGCCACAAGCAGUCCUGGUGUUCUUGGAGGCAGUGUCUGGCCUCAUGCAUCAUCUGUCCUGUACCUUGACAAUUCAUCAGCACUUCAGCGCCGCUUGUCCAGGUCACCUCGUCUGUACUGUGCCAUCUUAGUACCUGACCCUGCCCUGCCUAUCAACACCCACUCCACGUACCCCAGGACGCUAGCCUGGCCACAGAACACCCCAGUCCGGUGGGUACAUACUACAGGCCGUCUCCAUGAUGAUUCGAAGGUAGAGCGUUCUUUACGUUCACUGAAGGAUCGGAAUAAAAAGCUCGAGGAGGGUGGUCCGGUGUACAGCCCGACGGUAGAUGCCGAACCUGUGAGACGGACAAUACGUCAACGUGUGAUUGAUGAGGUGAAGCAUUACUAUCACGGGUUCCGCCUACUAUGGAUGGAUACGACUAUUACGGUGCGGAUGCUCUGGAGGGUGCUGAAUGGACACAUUCUGUCACGCCGAGAGAGGAGACAGUUCCUGAGGACGUGUGCAGAUGUCUUCCGGCUUCUGCCCUUUCUGGUCUUUAUCAUCGUUCCAUUUAUGGAGUUUCUGCUUCCUGUUGCACUGAAACUUUUCCCUAACAUGUUGCCUUCCACCUUUGAGACACAGUCCAAAAAGGAGGAAAGACUAAAGAAGGAGCUGAGAGUGAAGUUAGAGAUGGCCAAGUUCUUGCAGGACACAGUCGAGGAGAUUGCACUAAGAAACAAAGCAGCCAAAGGCAACGUGACCGAGGAGUUCUCCACUUUCUUUCAGAAGAUCCGUGACUCAGGAGAGAGACCCAGUAAUGAGCAGAUCAUACGUUUCUCUAAGCUGUUUGAAGAUGAACUGACCUUAGAUAACCUGACACGGCCGCAGCUGGUGGCUCUGUGCAAGCUUCUGGAGCUGCAGUCCAUCGGCACCAACAAUUUCUUGCGCUUUCAGCUCAUCAUGAAACUCCGAGCCAUCCGUGCAGACGACAAGCUGAUAGCAGAGGAAGGAGUGGACAGUCUGAAUGUGAAUGAGCUGCAGGCAGCAUGUCGUGUGAGAGGGAUGAGAGCUCUGGGUGUGACGGAGGAGAGACUCAGAGAGCAGCUUAAACAGUGGUUGGAGCUUCACCUCAAUCUGCACAUCCCCACAUCUCUGCUGCUGCUGUCCCGAGCUAUGUUCCUGCCAGACACACUGUCCCCUGCGGACCAGCUUAAAACCACACUACAGAACCUGCCAGAGAUUAUGACUAAAGAGGCGCAGGUGAAGGUGGCAGAGCUGGACUUCUCUAAAGUGGAUAACAAAACCAAGCUGGAGGCCACACUACAGGAAGAGGCAGCUAUCCGGCUGGAAAACAGAGAGCGGGACCUGGAGAGACUGGCUGAUGCUGCAGAGAAAGAAAAGGAACAGGCCGCGCGGGAGGCUGAGGUGGUGGAGUUGGAAGCAGAACGACGGGAGGAUGCAGAGCAUGCUCUCUCCAGUGUAGAUGUGGCCAUCCAUUCAGAAACACUACGAGAUACUGCACCAGUGCUGGAGUGUAUUAAGUUCAAGCAGUGGCAGAGGUAUCUGCGCAUUCAGGGGGAGGAGAUCACUAAGGAAGAGAUUGACAUGCUGAGUGACGCCUGCACCAAACUGAAGGGGCAGAAGAAUCUCCUCACCAAAGAGAAAGAGGAGCUGGAGGACCUGAAGGAUGAUGUGCAGGAGUACAGCGAGGACCUGGAGGAGAUCAAGCGAGAGCUGUCCAAAACAGGACAGGAGAAAGUGGUGGAGGAGUCUAAAGCAAGCCAACGUCUGUCGAAGCGGGUCAACCGCAUGAUUAGCAGAAUGGAUAAGAUCGUCACUGAGCUGGAGAAGGACAAGAUGGUGCUGGAUGGACAGAUGGACAGUGGGACCACACCACCAAUUGGAUUGUUCUUUGAGAAACAUAGUGACUUGCCAAGUCUGUUCCUGUCCUACAGGGAGAAUCUGAUAAGCAUAAACGAGCUCAUUGCAGUCAUGAAGCAGAUCCAGAACAUCCCUGAACACAAGCUGCUCAGCAUCGCAGACGCACUCGAUGAAAACAAAGAUGGCAAGAUAGACAUUGAUGACGUCUUAAAGGUGGUAGAGCUGAUCGAUAAGGAGGACAUCGAUAUCUCCACCAACCAGGUGGCAGAGAUCAUGGUGAUGCUACAGAAGGAGGAGAAGCUGGUAGAGAAAGAGAAAGCCAAGGAGAAGGUCGAGAAGGAGCAGGCAGCUAAAAUCCAAAACUAGACUUUCCGUGUAGGGAAUGGAAAAGAUCCUGAAGCUUUUGAAGAUUUUCAGGUUCAUUAAUAUGUGUUAAGAAGCUUCAGAGUGAGACUGAAAACAGUGCUGACCUCCCAUAUAGAUUCAUGUGUGUGUAUAUUUAGAACAAAGAAAGAACAUAGAACAAACUUUGCUUUGUUCAAGGAAGACUGUUGUAUAAUGAAUGAAUUAAGACGUUUAUUUAUUAAUAACAUUACAAAAGGCAUGCACUACGGAGCCCUACACAUGACAUACAGAAAACAAUAGAAAUUAAAACUUCGUUCCCUUGUUUUAUGUAAAUAAUCCCCACAGUUUAACUAAAUUACAAUUUAACUAAGAAGGAACAAAUUAAGUCGUGUGAAUGAAUUGUUAAUUCAUGGCCAUCAUAUCGUUUAUUAGUCAUGUGUGAGGCACCGAAAAUUCAGAGAUAAAUUUUGAAAGAAAAUUUGUUCAUUUAUUUUCAAAAAGACCCUCUUAAAGGUGAAGUGUGUCAUUUCUGGCACAAAACGGACUGUUUUGUUGAGCUGGACAUUAUAACAUCAGCUCAACUAAUAGCAUGAGUUUGGGGUGGAACUAUCUUUGUGUAACAGAAAUUGCGCACUUCAGCUGUAAGAUGCAAAAAUGUAUUAACUUCAUUAUUCUCAUAAUCUUAUAGCGAUGUCAUUUCCUGUGAUCUGAGAACAUCUCCUCUCCUUGCACAUCACAUCACACCGGUCAGCAUCAUUCCACUACUCAUUCUGUUGUAGUUUUAUUUAUUUUCAGUUCACAAUCUUUGAGAUUCUUGAAUGUCGCUCAGAAGAUGUUGAUAUCACACUCAUGUUUAUUCAAUAACCAAAGAAGCUUUGUUGCAGAUGUUAUGCUUCAUUUAUACUUGUACAUUCACAUUCAAGCCACCAAGCACUGCGGCUUUGUAUCACAGCAAAAGUCUAAAGUAGUAUUGGGACGUAUCCCUUCAGCACUUGAGCUUUAUUCAGGGCAGAAGCUUUUGCACGGACUUGAAGAUGGUGGCUGAGACAAAUUCAGUUUUUGAUGUUUUUUUUUAAUUUAUUUAGCUCCUAUCUUGAAUUGAUUUCAGCAUCACAUUUACAUUGUGGCCUUCAGUAAUCAAAAUCCCUUGUCCAAAGUAAACUCGAGGGAUUAACUUGAGAUAAUAUUGCUGUAUAAAUAUGUAACAGUUCAUCAUUGCUAGUUUUUGCAUUGUAUACUAGCAGUAAAUAUCCAUCUCUGUUAGUUAGCUUGGGCUAAUGAUAGAUGAAGUGUGUUUGUGGAUGUUUGUAUGUGCUGGGAACCCAAAAGGGAAAAGAUGGAGGUCAGUGCAGACAGAAUCAGGGUACGGCUCAGCCUACAGUCUUUAUGUGACCUGGAUCAUCCCUCUCUCCUUACAUGGAGAGAGCAGCAGCAGUUGUUCUCGUAGCAGAGCACCUACAGUAACUGGAAUGUGUCGAUCAGCAUGAGACUCGCACACUAGACUAGCAUAGUUUCACAGGGCACAUAAGGCAGGGAAUACAUCAUCUUAACCCUAAGCAUGUCAUAGUGCGGGACCAGCAUGUCUAACCUCAAAACACUGUUUUUGUGCUGUGUCUCAGACAGAGAGUCUGGGUGCCUAUUUCACAUUGUGUCCCUUAAAAGGAUAGUUCACCCAGAAAUGAAAAUUCGGUCAUUAUUUGUUCACCCUCAUGUAUGAUUUUUUUUUAUUACAUAGAACACAGAAUUAGAUGUUUAACAGAAUGUUCAUGCUGCUCUUUUCCAUUCAAGAGAAAGAAGUCAUAAAUGUUUAUAACCACAUGAGGGUGAGUAAAUUUUGACAGAAUUUAAAUUUUUGGGUGAAUUGUUGGUAACUUACCUAGAGGCCCCUAACUACAGAACGGCAUUUAGGCCUUAAAAUAUUUUCAUGAAUUCGUAUUAAUAUACCGUAUGAUAGAAAAAGUCCUUGUUUGUGUUUUUUAGAGUAAGUAUUUUAUGCUGACGUGUAAUUGCACUAUAACUAUAGAGAGCUUUAUUUUUUUGCCCAUUUUUGGCGUGUUGAUCUAGACUCAGGAAGAUGCAUGUAAUGUCUGUUUGCACACCGAGAGAUAUUUUGAGAAAACGUACACUUGAAUUUUUAAAGUGGUAGAGGGGACGAAUUGUGAAUAUUGUGGAAAAGUAUAAAGAUACCUUGCUUAUUGUGUUUUGUUUUGCAAUUUUAAAUUGAGCUUUCAGAUUCAUUCAUAACAGAUGGUGCAUGUGCACAUAUAAGUGACCACAGAUGGAAGAGAGUAAAGAUAUUGAUGUAAUUGCCCUUUGAACCUAAUUUACUGCUUAAGCUAAUUGAAAUAUAU